Messenger RNA from Histoplasma mississippiense, 1587 nucleotides. RefSeq lists its product as hypothetical. Gene Ontology annotation, biological process: ribosomal large subunit assembly. Gene Ontology annotation, molecular function: protein binding. The coding region runs from base 1 to 1587 and encodes 528 amino acids. NCBI's taxonomy places the organism in Eukaryota, Fungi, Ascomycota, Eurotiomycetes, Onygenales, Ajellomycetaceae. Gene Ontology annotation, cellular component: nucleolus. The transcript is spliced from 3 exons. The record is from RefSeq and is a predicted model, not a curated record.
AUGGCGACAGUGCUUCCUCCUCCCAGCAAGCGCCAGAAGCGGGAAACUGCGGAGAAAGCGCGGUUGCAGCAGGAAAUCCAAACAAUCCCUUCUAACCUAGGCAGUAUUCGAGUACAAUUCUUCGACCAGACAACGGGAAAAACUACCGGGCCCCCAGUAUCUGUUCCAAUUGCAGACGCAUCUGUUAGGAACCUUGAAACACUCGUGAACACGUUACAAGGGAAUGUAGGGAAACAAGGGGAGCUAAUCCAUCCCAAUAAACAGGAUGAUGACGAAAGAGUCCCUUAUCGAUUCGCAUAUAACCCAACAGAAGACAAUGGAGAGGUUGUCGACAUACUAUCAGACCUCUAUCAUUCGCUCCUCAAACCAGGACUGAAAACGCCCGAAGAUACAGUCCAUCUCCACUAUACGCCACAGGCCGUCUUCCGAGUAAAAGCUGUAUCGAGGUGUUCCGCGUCAAUAUCAGGACAUGGAGAGGCAAUUUUAGCGACAGCAUUCUCCCCAGCUUCGUCAUCACGCAUGGUCACUGGAAGUGGGGACUCAACAGCGCGGAUAUGGGACUGCGAUACGGGAACUCCGCUACACACCUUGAAGGGACACAAAAGCUGGGUUCUCGCCGUCAGUUGGUCGCCGAACGAGCAGAUAAUAGCGACAGGGAGCAUGGAUAAUACCGUCCGGCUGUGGAAUCCGAAAACAGGUGAAGCUCUUGGUGGACCGCUGAAGGGACAUACGAAAUGGAUCAUGAGCCUGGCAUGGGAGCCGUACCAUUUACAAAGGCCGGGACUUCCAAGACUCGCAUCCGCCUCCAAAGACAGCACUGUGAGAAUUUGGGAUGUGGUGUCGAAGCGUAUCGACACGGUGCUCACUGGGCAUAAGGGGUCCGUCACCUGUGUUCGAUGGGGCGGGAUUGGGCGCAUAUACACCUCGUCCCAUGAUAAAACAAUUAAAAUUUGGAAUCCGGUAGACGGCAGCUUGCUCCAGACGCUCUCUUCGCACUCACACCGCGUGAACCAUCUAGCGUUAUCUACAGACUUUGUCCUCCGAACUUGCUUUUUCGAACACAACGAAAAGGUUCCCGAGACUGACGAGGCUAAAAUCUCAAUCGCCAAGCGUCGGUUUGAAAAAGCAGCAAUGGUAAAUAAUAAAAUUACUGAACGAUUUGUCUCCGCCAGUGAUGAUUUUACAAUGUUUCUAUGGGACCCCGCGACGUCGAAUAAGCCCGUUGCACGCCUGUUGGGCCACCAGAAAGAAGUAAAUCAUGUCACAUUUUCUCCAGAUGGGGCGUACAUUGCCUCUGCCAGCUUUGAUAACCAUGUUAAGCUGUGGAAUGCUCGGGAUGGAAAAUUCAUAUCCUCCCUUCGUGGACACGUGGGCGCUGUAUAUCAAUGCUGCUUCUCAGCCGAUUCACGCCUCCUCGUUUCAUCCUCUAAAGAUACCACACUGAAAGUUUGGGAUGUCCGCACCGGUAAACUGUUCAUGGAUUUACCAGGUCACUUAGAUGAAGUUUACGCUGUUGAUUGGAGUCCAGAUGGAGAGAAAGUGGGCAGUGGUGGGAGGGAUAAGGCGGUUCGCAUCUGGAGGCAUUGA